This is a messenger RNA of Durio zibethinus, 5735 nucleotides long. RefSeq names its product formin-like protein 20. The record is from RefSeq and is a predicted model, not a curated record. NCBI's taxonomy places the organism in Eukaryota, Viridiplantae, Streptophyta, Magnoliopsida, Malvales, Malvaceae.
UUUGGUUUAAAAAAAAGAAAAAGAAAAACAAAACUCAGGGAAUCAUCGUAGUUUUAUUACAGCUCUCGGUUCUGUAAUCCCAAAAUUUCUUUUCUUUUCUUUUCUUUUCUUUUCUCAUCAUAAUCCCCACCUUCAUCAUCUACUGUCACUUCUCUCUUACUUUUUUUUUCUUUUUUCCUUUUAAUUUUUCUCUGUACCAAACUUUCUGUCAUUUUCCCCCAGCAUUUCCUUUUUUUCUCUUUUCCUCUCUGUUUCCAUCUUUCUCUCUAAUUUACCGUUUCGUUUUUCUUUUGGGAAAGGAUUUGAAUUUUUUUAAUGAUUCUCUGAUAAGAAAGCUUCGUUUAUUUGAAUAAUUUGGUGAGUUUGGAGAGGGCAUUGACGGAAAAUUGUGUUGAUUUUACGUCGGAAUUGGGUUAAUUAUAAUUCAAUUUGAGAUUCCGAAUCGGCGAUCUGUGGUGGUUUUGUUGAAAGAGAGGGGCAUCGAAUUGAGAUGUGCUCUGAUUGGUGGUGCUAGAAAGAAAGGGUUUUGGAUCCGAUCAGGGAAGUAACAGCGCCAUCAGAUGGCGCUGUUCAGACGUUUCUUUUACCGGAAGCCGCCGGAUCGGCUUCUUGAGAUCUCCGAACGUGUCUACGUAUUUGACUGUUGCUUCUCCGCGGAUGUAUUGGAAGAAGAUGAGUACAAGGUUUAUAUGGGUGGCAUUGUGGCUCAGCUACAAGACUAUUUUCCCGAUGCUUCUUUCAUGGUGUUUAAUUUUAGAGAAGGGGAGAGGCGGAGCCAAAUUUCAGACAUUUUAUCUCAGUAUGACAUGACUGUUAUGGAUUACCCACGGCAAUAUGAGGGAUGUCCAUUGCUGCCGCUUGAAAUGAUACAUCACUUCCUUCGAUCGAGUGAAAGCUGGUUGUCAUUGGAAGGGCAGCAGAAUGUGCUUUUGAUGCACUGUGAAAGAGGAGGAUGGCCCGUACUCGCUUUCAUGCUUGCUGGUCUUCUGUUAUAUCGGAAACAGUACAAUGGUGAGCAGAAGACUCUCGAAAUGGUCUACAAGCAAGCUCCUAGGGACCUUCUCCGGCUUCUUUCUCCUUUGAACCCUCAGCCUUCCCAGUUGAGAUAUCUUCAGUAUAUUUCUAGAAGAAAUUUGGGUUCUGAUUGGCCUCCUUCUGAUACACCUCUAUUUUUGGAUUGCCUAAUUCUUAGAGUUCUUCCGCCCUUUGAAGGGGGAGAAGGGUUCAGGCCAGUUGUACGUGUUUAUGGACAGGACCCCAAAACACCAGCCAAUAGAAGUUCUAAGCUUCUGUUUUCAACUCCAAAGAUAAAAAAACAAGUUCCUUACUUCCUAAAGGAAGAGUGUGCAUUGGUGAAAAUAGAUAUACAUUGCCAUAUUCAAGGGGAUGUUGUGCUUGAGUGCAUCCAUUUAAAUGAAGAUUUGGUACGUGAAGAGAUGAUAUUCAGAGUUAUGUUUCACACAGCAUUUGUUCGAGCAAAUAUUUUGAUGCUCAACCGUGAUGAGAUUGAUGUGAUGUGGGAUGCCAAGGAUCAAUUUCCUAAGGACUUUAGAGCAGAGGUACUUUUUACGGACCCUGAUGCUGUUGUCCCUCAUCUCACCAGAGUUGUGUCGAGUGAGGAUGGGAAGGAGAUAGAAAUGGCUUCUCCGGAGGAAUUUUUCGAGGUGGAAGAGAUCUUCAGCAAUGCAGUCGAUGCACUGGAAGGAAAGGUGGAUGAUGACAGUACAAUGGUUCAUGACAACAAGCCAGAGCAGAAAGACGUCUGCAGGGAGGAUGUGGAUCCUCCUACAUUUCAAGAUUGUGCAUCAGAUGAUGCGAAUCACAAACAGGAUGUCAAAGUUGAUUCUAGUAUAAAUGCAGUGAAGGACAUAGCUGUGGAUGAUGUAAAUUAUAAAUUAGCUAAGAGGAUGGAUUCUGACAUUAAUGUAGUGAAAGAUAUAGCUGUUGAUGAUGGAGACAUUAAGGUCGAUUCAGUGUUAUUUACUGUCGAUGUGAUGAGCGAUGGAGAAACCAAGGAAGUGACUGAGGAUGUGCUUGGCAAAUUGGAAGAGAUGGAGGAUAAGGGCAAUAGAGAAGACAGUAUUCAACUGAAGAAUUCAGAAUCUAAGAUGUUGCAGCAAAGGUUGAAAACUGAUGUUUCCAAACCUAAACCUGAGAAGAUACUGCCUUCUCCAAAGAAACAGGCUGGGCUGGGACUAAAACCAGCUUCAGAUUCUGUUCUGGUGAAACCAAAGAGCAAACAACUAGAAUCUCAGGGCCCUCCUGCAAGACAAGCAAAGCCAAAUGCCAUAUCUCGGUGGAUCCCUCCUAACAAAGGCUCUUAUACCAAUUCGAUGCAUGUAUCAUAUCCUCCUUCACGAUAUAAUAGUGCACCUCCUAUACUUUCCAGUAGUGUGGCUUUGAAGGAAUCAAAUUCAGGUGCCAAUCAAAGGGGCUCUACUGGAGCUGUGAUUCCAAAGGAUGUUUCAUCCGAGCAAAAAAGUCUGAAGGCUGACCCUAUGAAGCCUUCAGACUCUCCAAAAGAAAUAUCUACCACUCCAAUAAUUCCAACAUCACCACCCUGUCUGCAACAACCGGUGUCUCUUCCACCUACCCCACCACCUCCUCCUCCUCCUCCUCCUCCCCCACCUCCACCUAGAUCUUCUUUGUUGGUUUCACAAUCCUUUCAGGAAAAUUCAACAUCUAUACUACCUCCCCCACCUCCUCCCCUGCCAGUGACUGGAGAUGCUGUUUCUAGAAUGUCUCUUGCAUCACCACCUCCCCCUCCCCCUCCACCACCAUCUUACAUAGCAGCAAAUGUACAGAAUAUUGUGAUGGUUUUGGAAACUACAUCGGCAGCUGCUCCUCCCCCGCCUCCCUCUUCCCCAUUUUCUAAUAAGCAGACUGCUGCACUGGUGUUGCCUCCUCCACCACCUCCACCACCUUGGAAGUCUGGUUGUUCUUCAGUUGCCCCUACUGUACUACAUUCUGCACCACCGCCACCAACACCUACUCCACCCCCUUCUCCAUUCAGAUCAGUAGGUACAUCAAAACUUGGUAAUAUUCCUCCUCCCCCUCCCCUCCCACCAAUUCAAGGUGGUAUGGCUCCAUUGUUCAUGCGUGGAGUGCCAUCAGCCCCUCCGCCACCCCCACCCCCACCCCCUCCAUUGCGUGGAGCUCCAUCUCCUUCUCUACCUCCACCUCCCCCUCCACCACCACUGCCUCCUGGUCACGGAGCUUCUCCUCCUCCACCUCCUCCACCACCCCCACCUAUGUCUGGUGCCCCACCAACACCACCCCCAUUGAUGCCUGGUGCCUUACCUCCUUCAAAAUUUGGAGCCCCUACUCCACCCCCUCCUCCAUUGCAUGGAGUGCCACCUCCACCUCCUCCCCCACAUGGAGUGCCACCUCUUCCUCCUCCAAAUGGAGCACCACCCCCACCACCUCCACCUGCUCGUGGAGCACCAGCACCACCUCCUCCCCCACAUGGAGCACCACCCCCACCACCUCCACCUCCUAUGUGUGGAGCUCCUCCAUCUCUAGGUGGAGCACCACCUCCACCGCCACCUCCUGGAGGUCGAGCUCCUGGCCCUCCAGCUCCACCUGGAGCUCCUGGCGGUGCACCUCCUCCACCUCCACUGUUGGGUGCCAGAGCAGCUGAUGUGCGAGGAAGAGAGCGUGGGCUAUCACGUUCAGCAGCUGCUACAGCACCUCGGAGAUCUUCCUUAAAGCCUUUGCACUGGAGCAAGGUCACAAGGGCAAUACAAGGAAGCUUAUGGGAAGAAUUACAAAGACAUGGAGAGCCUCAAAUUGCGCCAGAAUUUGAUGUGUCAGAGCUUGAGACUCUUUUCUCUGCAGUUGUUCCUAAACCUGCUGAUUCAGGGGGUAAAUCUGGAGGGCAACGGAAGUCAGUUGGAUCAAAAACGGAAAAAGUCCACCUGAUUGACUUGAGGAGGGCCAACAACACUGAAAUUAUGCUCACUAAAGUUAAGAUGCCACUUUCUGAUAUGAUGGCUGCAGUGCUAGCAAUGGAUGAUACGGUAUUGGAUGUUGAUCAAGUGGAAAAUCUCAUAAAAUUUUGUCCAACAAAAGAGGAAAUGGAACUUCUCAAGGGCUACACUGGUGACAAGGAGACUCUAGGGAAGUGUGAACAGUACUUUUUGGAACUGAUGAAAGUGCCACGGGUAGAGUCAAAAUUAAGAGUGUUUUCUUUCAAGAUUCAGUUCGGCUCUCAGAUUUCUGAAUUUAAAAGGAGCUUAAACACUGUAAAUUCUGCAUGUGAUGAGGUUCGAAAUUCCCUUAAACUGAAGGACAUAAUGAAGAAAAUUCUCUAUCUGGGAAAUACAUUGAACCAAGGAACUGCAAGGGGUUCUGCUGUUGGGUUUAAGUUGGACAGUCUUCUAAAGCUCACAGAUACUCGCGCUUCUAACAGCAAGAUGACGCUAAUGCAUUAUCUUUGCAAGGUCCUAGCUGCCAAGACACCAGCACUUUUAGAUUUUCACCUGGAAUUUGUUAGUCUUGAGGCUGCAACCAAGAUACAAUUAAAAUCUUUAGCAGAAGAAAUGCAAGCUAUAAUUAAGGGAUUAGAAAAGGUUAAGCAGGAGCUGGCUGCCUCUGAAAAUGAUGGUCCCGUGUCCGAAGUAUUCCGGAAGACACUAAAGGGAUUCGUUUCUGUUGCUGAAACGGAGGUGGCAUCCGUAACAAAUCUAUAUUCUGUGGUGGGUAGAAAUGCAGAUGCACUUGCACUCUACUUUGGUGAGGAUCCUGCCCGAUGCCCCUUUGAGCAAGUUACUGCAACACUCUUAAAUUUUGUGAGGUUGUUUCGAAAAGCACAUGAAGAGAAUAAAAAGCAGGCUGAAUUGGAGAAAAAGAAAGCUGAUAAGGAGGCUGAAAUGGACAAUGCUAAGGGAAUUAACCUUACAAGGAAGGGUGCAAAAUAGUUGAGGAUCAGUUUCUCUCUACCUAUAAGGUAAUAUGCUUCUGCAAGCAGCAGGCGUCUGUGCUAAAGAGUUUGACUGAAUGACACAGGAAAUGCUGCUUUGAGUAAUGUUGAGAUGCCUCAUAUUCUCUGGUAUUGGUUCAAUUUUAAGCCUCCAGAGAUGUUGUAAAUGAGGUGAGAGGGCCUUGUCCUGGAGGCUUCCAGGCCAUGAACCAUGCAUAGGGCUUCAGGAGACAUUUUUUAUGGGAAGAUGUUCGAUCCCAUUACUGUGAAUGAUGAGUGAGUUUUAUGGCGUAGAAAUCUGAUGGACCAAGCUUCUAAGCAGAGUGGUUAUGAUCACAACCAAGUAGCAGAGGUUCUGAAUGCAAGUUAUCAAGGUCACUGCUAUGGCCCUUGUAGCAUUAUUCUCAGAAGGAAUUUGUAGUCAUGGGCCAGCACUUCGCAAUGAUAGGCGAUUUCUUUUCAGCUUCCGCCAUUCUCUGAAUGCAAGUUAUCAAGGUCACUGCUAUGGUCCUUGUAGCAUUAUUCUCAGGGGGAAUUUGUAGUGAUGGGCCAGCACUUCGCAAUGAUAGGCGAUUUCUUCUCAGCUUCUGCCAUUCCUUUGGCAUGUGUUUUUCAGCACCUGAGCGGAUGCCUGUGGGAUUGUAAAGCCAAAAAGUCGCAAUGUACCAUGAAAAAGUGUAGUGUACAAAGCUCUAACCAUCCACUUACGGUAGAAUUCAAUUCUUUAUCUUGUAACAUAAUCUUUUUCUUUUUGUUUCCAUUCCUGAAAAAAUUGGGAUUUUUGACAGUAGCCCACCAUAGAAGAGAUUGGAUA